Oldenlandia corymbosa var. corymbosa is the source of this 300-nucleotide messenger RNA. Lineage: Eukaryota; Viridiplantae; Streptophyta; Magnoliopsida; Gentianales; Rubiaceae. The record is from the annotation of a GenBank genome assembly.
AUGGGAGGAGGGGAGGAUGGUGGAGGAGAGGAUGUGGGAGGAGGGGAGGAUGUUGGAGGAGAGAAUGUGAGAGGAUGGGAGGAUGUUGGUUCUUCUCUCGGAUCUCACUCCCUACACGAAGAUUAUCCACUCCUCACCAUUACACUAGGAGACCCCUUGCAAGUUCUAAAUGUGGUGCCACUUGAUACUAUUAGGCCACAAACGGAGGAACCAAUUGUUCGCAAAUCCAACAAGUCGCGCCACGCGAUGCUUAAAUACACCCCGCCAACUAUUCCUAAGAGAGGAAAACAAAUCAUGUAG